This is a messenger RNA of Williopsis jadinii, 1203 nucleotides long. Its product is annotated as alpha/beta-hydrolase. The record is from RefSeq and is a predicted model, not a curated record. Gene Ontology annotation, cellular component: mitochondrial inner membrane. Gene Ontology annotation, biological process: cardiolipin acyl-chain remodeling. The coding region runs from base 1 to 1203 and encodes 400 amino acids. Gene Ontology annotation, molecular function: A2-type glycerophospholipase activity. The transcript has a single exon. NCBI's taxonomy places the organism in Eukaryota, Fungi, Ascomycota, Saccharomycetes, Phaffomycetales, Wickerhamomycetaceae.
AUGGACACGCUGGUGAAUUACGGGUUCAUGGAUUCCUUCCGCCACUGGUGGGGCAAGAACAGGCUUGCCGAUGCCGAAUACGACGUGCUGAGCUCGUCGCUACCGUUCUACCCUGAGACAGACGGUACACGCGUUGCCAAAGUGGUUGACGUGCCCAUUGGAGAUGAGAAGUUCAUCCACGAGUUUAACGUGAAGAACGUUGUUGCCGGUGAGGAGGAGAAGCACGUUGUGCUUGUGCAUGGCUACGGAGCUGCACUGGGGCUGUUCUACAAGAACUUCAACGGACUGUCUCAGAGGUCCAAUGUCAACAUCCAUGCUCUAGACAUGUUGGGCUAUGGGCUGUCAUCAAGACCUCCGUUGCCCAAAUUCAACGGCAACAGUUUGGAGGAUGUUAAACAAGUUGAAGAUUUCUUCCUGGAUUCCAUGGAGAAAUGGCGUGAAGAGAGAAACAUUGAGAGUUUCCAUCUCAUUGGCCACUCGUUCGGUGGUUAUUUAUCUGCGCUAUACGCGUUGAAAUAUCCGACACGAGUCGAUAAGUUGGUGCUUGUGAGCCCCGUUGGUGUUGAGAGAAGCGUAUAUGAUCUCUCCAUACCAGAAGCGGAACGCCAGAAGGCACACGUCGAAGGCCCCGACGUUGAGCGAGAAGUUGGCUCUCAUUACCGUGACACUGACGAGCACAUCAAAUCGUCGUCCGUACACGUGCCAGAUGAGAACGGAUACGUCUCACGCGUGCCAAAUCUACCCAAACACAUCACAUACCUCUGGGAACACAACAUGUCACCUUUCAGCAUCCUCAGAGUGCUAGGACCAUGGGGCCCAAAUGUCACCAAGAAAUGGUCCUUUAGAAGAUUUGGAGGCACCGGCGACGCUGACAUGACCAUGAAGCUCCACGUCUACUGCUACAACACCUUUGUAGCCAAGGCCUCUGGCGAAUACGCCCUGACAAGGGUCCUGGGACCCGGUGCGCUCGCACGAUACCCGUUGCUAAACCGUGUUCCAAAGCACCUGACUCAGGAAUCGCUUUGGCUCUACGGCGACGUCGACUGGAUGUCCAAAGAGGCUGGUAAGACAAUAACAGAUGAGAUCAACACACACGGCAAGGCACAUGCGCACUACGAUAUUGUCUCGCACGCAGGCCACCACUUAUACCUCGACAACCCCACGGAGUUUGAUUCAAAGGUGUACAGUUUCUUCGGAUGGUGA